UAUAAUGCGGACUACCAGGUCUCAGUCCCGAUGCCAAAGCCAGAACACCAUCAACUUUCCAAAGCGGAAAUCCAUAAGAACACCACAUAAACAGCAAGAGAAUGAAAGAGCUUCAAAGCUGGACCCAACAACGCCGGCUGCUUCACCACACUCCUCCCAGAAACAGGUCUUGCCUCUCAGCCCUCGCAAGCGCCUAGGGGAUGACAACCUCUGCAAUGUGACCCAGGUGCUGUCUUGCUCCCCGACCAAGCAAAGCAAGAAAGAGAACAGCUUGUUGCCUGCCUCUCCCAAGGGACGACGUUUGCUCUUCAGUGAACAGUCAGCCGCCAAGUCUCCAGCGAAGAGUGGCGAUUUAGCCCUCUCUCCUCUUCGUAGGUGCCAGGAGACCCCCAAGACUCCUCUGCGAGGGCGCACUAGGAAAGAGUUGGUGUGUGCUCGUCUCUUUAAGCAAGAAGGCACCUGUUACCAACAAGCCAAGAGCCUCCUGCACACUGCUGUCCCAGACCACCUACACACAAGAGAGAAGGAGACAUGCUUCCUGCAUCAGUUCCUCAAGGAGCAUGUCUGUGGAGAGAAGCCAGGAAGUCUUUAUAUCUCUGGAGCCCCAGGCACGGGGAAGACCGCCUGCCUGGGCAGGGCCCUGGAGGACUUGAAGAAGGAGCUGGCGGGCAGCAAGGUCAUCGUCCUGAACUGCAUGGCCCUGCAGAGCUCCCAGGCUGUUUUCCCUGCCAUCGCCGAGCACCUAGGCCUGGCAAGAGCGGACAAAGCUGCCCGGAGCGACGUCAUCAGGAAGCUGGAGAAGCGGUUGAUGUCAAAAAGUGGCCCUAUGGUUUUGAUUGUGCUGGAUGAGAUGGAUCAGCUGGACAGCAGGGGGCAAGAUGUGCUCUACACCGUGUUUGAGUGGCCCUCCCUCCCCAGUUCCCGGCUAGUUCUCAUUGGGAUAGCCAAUGCUCUGGAUCUCACCGAUCGCAUCCUGCCCCGCUUGCAGGCUCACCCCAAGUGCCGGCCCCAGCUGCUCAACUUUUCCCCCUACAGCAAAGACCAGCUUGCCUCCAUCCUCGAGGAACGCUUGAAGCCGGUGUCAGGAGAGCAGGUGCUGGACCAAGCCGCCAUCCAGUUCUGCGCUCGGAAAGUCUCAGCCAUCUCUGGGGAUGCUCGCAAAGCGCUGGACAUCUGCAGGAGGGCCAUUGAGAUUGUGGAGUCUGAUGUGAAGAGCCAAACCGUCCUUAAACCGCUGUCUGGCUGCGCGUCCUCUUCAAAACUAGCUACAGAUUCUCCAGUGCCCAAACGGGUGGGCCUGCUCCACAUCUCCCAGGUGAUCUCCGAUGUGUACGGCGACCGGAUGACGGCUGGAAGAAGUUGCAGAGACACCGAUUCCUUCCCGCUGCAACAGAAGAUCCUGGUCUGUUCUCUUCUAUUUCUGGCUAAGCAACAGAAAGCAAAGGAGGUGACCCUUGGGAAGCUGCACGAGGCGUACAGCAAGGUUUGCCGGAAGCAGCAAGUGGGAGCUCUUGACCAGUCAGAAUGCCUCUCCCUGUCCUCACUCUUGGAGUCCAGAGGCAUCGUGGGGCUGAAGAAGGCUAAAGAUGUCCGGCUGACGAAGGUUUUCCUGAAAAUAGAAGAAAAGGAUAUCGAGCAUGCCCUCAAAGACGGCAUCUUGGUUGGAAGCAUCUUGGCUGGGGGGCUUUGA
This is a messenger RNA of Gekko japonicus, 1690 nucleotides long. It is a transcript of the gene CDC6, whose product is annotated as cell division cycle 6. The coding region runs from base 5 to 1690 and encodes 561 amino acids. The transcript has 11 exons. Gene Ontology annotation, biological process: DNA replication initiation; cell division; mitotic DNA replication checkpoint signaling. Gene Ontology annotation, cellular component: nucleus. Gene Ontology annotation, molecular function: ATP hydrolysis activity; DNA replication origin binding. The record is from RefSeq and is a predicted model, not a curated record. NCBI's taxonomy places the organism in Eukaryota, Metazoa, Chordata, Lepidosauria, Squamata, Gekkonidae.